Messenger RNA from Letharia lupina, 1770 nucleotides. RefSeq lists its product as uncharacterized. Bases 1 to 1770 code for a protein of 589 amino acids. Lineage: Eukaryota; Fungi; Ascomycota; Lecanoromycetes; Lecanorales; Parmeliaceae. The record is from RefSeq and is a predicted model, not a curated record. Gene Ontology annotation, molecular function: protein binding. The transcript has a single exon.
AUGGAUGAUCGCGAACGCGGUUCCUUCAUCGGCCUGCCCGACGAGCUGCUCCUCAUUGUCAUCGAGCACUGCGACACGCAAGAUGUUGCUGCCCUCAGCGGAGUGGCCAAACAGUACAGCAACAUCUGCAGACCCAUCAUCUUCCGAAAUGCUGAUUUCAGCAUACACAAUCGCGGCAAAGUCCUGUGUGUCUUUCCAAACAGUUACCAAAGCCUACCCAGCACAUGGUACGAGCCAUCUGAUAGCCUGCAAUGCAACAAUAUUCCGCCUAGCAUGCAGAAGAGGCAAGAAGCCUUCCUGUCGGCUUUGAUCAGGAACCCGAGCUUGGCAGAGUAUGUCCAAACUUUCUCAUGGACAUUACUGCUUCUCGACAGCAAUCGACAGACAGAUUUGAAAAUCGAUCCGUUCGCGAUCAACAAAAGCGUGGCAUUAGAUCCAAAGAGCCCUUUCAACGAGAUCUGGAAGGUCUUCGCGUCCCUGACCCGUGUCCAAACCCUCGAUCUGGCCUGGUUGUCCAGACAUCUUGCCAUGCCCCUCAUCCACAGCAUCCCGUCCACCCUGUUUCCCGCCGCGACCUCGGUCCGCCUGGUCGGGGUCAUGCCGUACGCUCUCGCCGCCUCGAUCCUGCUUACGAAUCGUCAGAAUCUGCUGCACCUACACCUCGACAACCUUCAACAAAGCGGGAUAAUACCUAGCACUCGUAUUGACAAGGAUCCUGAAAUGGAUGACCCUGAAGUGGAUGAUCCUGACAUGGAUGACGAGCCAUAUGAUACACACUACAAGGACAUGAGUAUCUUUGAAAUGUUCCACCUCGUAAUGACCGGCUCCCUCGACGAGGCGGACGAGACGGACGAAGAUCUCCCUGAGGUUCCCACGAAAAUGGUCCGUCGGAUCAAAACACGACCUGCAGAUUCCAUCUCCACUCCCAUCUCCAUCCCCAUCCCCAUCCCCAUCCCCAUCCCCAUCCCCAUCCCCAUCCCCAUCCCCAUCCCCAUCCCCAUCCCCAUCCCCAUCCCCAUCCCCAUCCCCAUCCCCAUCCCCAUCCCCAUCCCCAUCCCCAUCCCCAUCCCCAUCCCCAUCCCCAUCCCCAUCCCCAUCCCCAUCCCCAUCCCCAUCCCCAUCCCCAUCCCCAUCCCCAUCCCCAUCCCCAUCUCCACUCCCAUCUCCAUCCCCAUCCCCAUCCCCAUCCCCGUUCUCAUCCCAACGCACCGCCAAACGCGCCAGCCCUGGAACAACCUCGAUUCCUUCGGGAACGAAAGCGAGUACUUCGACGCGCCGGGCCCCAUGCAGAACCUCCUCGGCGCUCUGGCCGGAAAAUGCCCGUCCCUCACAUCGCUGCACCUGCGCAAAGUAGGCGCGCGGGACCAAUUCGACUUCAGCCCCGCCUGCUCCAGCAGAGAAAACGACAUCUACGCCGAAUGGGCCAUCUUCCUCGCCUCAGUGAAACCGACCCUGCAGUCCUUGACCAUUGAGCAAGGCGAGCGCCUGCUUCGCCGGGCCGACUGGGUACAGCCGCCCGUGCGGCCUAUGGAUGCGCUUUUCGGGGCUAGGAUUUUUCCGGUACUGGCGCGGGCGGGACGGUGGCCGGGGAUGAAGAAGGUGGUGGUUCGGGGUGUGCAAAUGUGGGAGGAGGAUGAUGGACAGGGAACCGGGGAGGGGGCGCUUGUCGAUGGGAGAGGAGAGUUGAGGAGUGCGUUUGGAUAUGGGGUGGAGGUUGUGAUGAAGAGGCGGGCGAGGGAAGCGGAUCAUUUGGGUAUGGGGUAUAGCUGA